AGGCUCAACAACUGAUCGUAUCUGGACAAAAGUGACACAAACGAGGUGACUCCUGAAGUUUGGCAAAGUUUAACUCCAGGCCGUUUGACGGAAUAUAGCCCCGGAUUUACGCGUAAAGACGCACGGCGCGGUCUGGAUAAGCGUCUGGAGAGGUGCUUCUGGACUCACUGCAGGAAAUAUGUCACACUGAGGCGUUGGGAGAAGUGACCAGAGUUGUACCAUGCAGCACCCGUUGGACUUGGCGGCGCAUUACUACGCCCCAGAGGCGCAUCCGGACCACAGGACGCACCGCUACAGGAGUUUCAUGAUCGAGGAGAUUCUCACGGACCACGCGGAGCACAAACCCUCUGCGCACGCGGGAGAACUGCUCAAGUUUGGAGUCCAGGCUCUGCUGUCCGCGCGGCCCUUCCACAGCCAACUGGUGCUCAAAGACCAGAGCAGCCUGCUCAAGUUCCCCAUGUCCCCGCUGUCCUGCUCUCUCGCCUCUCCGCUCGGCUCUCCUCUUCUGUCCGCUGCCCCGGGGUUGACAGUGGGAUCUGCGUCUCACCACCUGCCCCUGGACCUCCACCUCCGCGGGAAACUGGAGCACGGCGCGGAUGGAGGCAGCAAAACCAAGAAGGGCCGCCGCAGCCGCACCGUGUUCACCGAACUGCAGCUCAUGGGCCUGGAGAAGCGCUUCGAGAAGCAGAAGUAUCUGUCCACUCCAGACAGAAUAGAUCUGGCAGAGUCUUUGGGUCUCAGUCAACUUCAAGUGAAAACGUGGUACCAGAACCGAAGAAUGAAGUGGAAGAAAAUUGUGCUACAAGGAGGAGGCCUGGAGUCUCCCACCAAACCCAAAGGACGCCCAAAGAAAAACUCCAUCCCGAGCAGUGAGCAGCUGUGUGAGCGAGCCACAGACACGGAGCCACAAACAGACUCUGCUGCAGGGAGCCACUUAGAGAGCUCUCAGGAGGACUGACUCUGGACACGAGAGUCAAUCUAAUGGACAACAUGGACUUUUACACAGCGAGGAGCGGCUCAAGGAACUCAAGGAACUCAAGGAUCGCUUUUAUAAAGAGAGACACCAAAGAGACACUUAGAGACACCAAAGAGACACCAGAGAGACACUAAAGAGACACCAAAGAGACAACAAAGAGACACCACAGAGACACCAGAGAGACACCAGAGAGACACUAAAGAGACACCAAAGAGACACCAGAGAGACAACAAAGAGACAACAAAGAGACAGCAAAGAGACACCAGAGAGACACGAAAGAGACACUUAGAGACACCAAAGAGACACCAGAGAGACAACAAAGAGAUAACAAAGAGACACCAGAGAGACACCAGAGAGACAACAAAGAGACACCACAGAGACACCACAGAGACACCACAGAGACACCACAGAGACACCAGAGUGAGCCGCCGUGUCUGUGUCUUUUCCAGCUGCUGUUGAGGACAGGACUCAAAUGUUUGCAGUAGGUCAAAAUCUUAUAUU
Periophthalmus magnuspinnatus is the source of this 1477-nucleotide messenger RNA. RefSeq names its product BARX homeobox 1 (gene barx1). Gene Ontology annotation, biological process: regulation of DNA-templated transcription. Bases 221 to 958 code for a protein of 245 amino acids. The record is from RefSeq and is a predicted model, not a curated record. The transcript has 4 exons. Gene Ontology annotation, molecular function: DNA binding; DNA-binding transcription factor activity, RNA polymerase II-specific. Lineage: Eukaryota; Metazoa; Chordata; Actinopteri; Gobiiformes; Gobiidae.